Portunus trituberculatus (swimming crab) is the source of this 4720-nucleotide messenger RNA. RefSeq lists its product as uncharacterized. NCBI's taxonomy places the organism in Eukaryota, Metazoa, Arthropoda, Malacostraca, Decapoda, Portunidae. The transcript is spliced from 3 exons. Gene Ontology annotation, biological process: G protein-coupled receptor signaling pathway. The coding region runs from base 646 to 2847 and encodes 733 amino acids. Gene Ontology annotation, cellular component: membrane. Gene Ontology annotation, molecular function: G protein-coupled receptor activity. The record is from RefSeq and is a predicted model, not a curated record.
CUACAACCAUCGCACGCCUGCCCCGCUUCUGACAACAGUGCUACCUGCAGACUGUUACUUGCUCGCGCUUAAAACACAAAGGUUUACCGAGUCGGAAAAAUGCGUGUAGGUGAAAGGAAUAAGUGAAACUGUUUCGAGCAGAUCCGGAGAUUAUAUCGAUUGUUGGAUUGAUAAGAGGAGGUGACGGUGGUGGUGGUGGUCCAUCCAUUACCUCGAAGAAAAGAACGCAACCACCAUCCAGAGUGGUGUUCUGCGUUGCCAGGGCCAUGAGGGCGGGCAGAGGGCGGCCCCCAUCACCCCACCGUCGGUCGAAAGCUGUUCCUACUGGACCUCCAAGAACGACACCACGGACACCGGCAGUAGACUUGUGUGUUGGUAUGGGAGGCGGGACGUAGCUGCUGCGGCACAAAGCAAGCAAAACGUUCCUAGCCAAGCUACGUUGUUCUAGCUCAACGUGAAUAUUUCAUCUGAGUUAGUGGUGGCAAUAAAUGUUCAUGUUGGGUCCAGUGUUGUGCGUGAGGAAAGAUGUAUGAACAAGAAAAUAAGUUCCUGAGUGAAAACUGUGCUCAUAUCAUGUAACACCACAAAGUAUACAUAUAGAUGGACUUCACGUAAACCUUCGUUGGAGAGUGUGGCCUCGUGACCAUGUGUGAAGGAUAUGUGCUGAGCUCAUGGGAGGUGGUGGAUGUGAACCGUGAAAAUGGUUCGGUGAAGUUACGGCCAGUAUGGACCAAAUGCCCGGAGGAUUAUGGACCUAUCGUGGCCGGCGUAUUUCUCUCCCUGGUGUUUGUGGUGGCCUUCCUGCUUAAUAUGAUGGUGGUAGUGACGGUGGCCACAAGCUACACCCUUAAACGGUACCUUUACUGCCACCUCCUGGUCAACCUGUGCGUCACCUGUCUCGUGGACUGCUUCCUCAACCUAAGUGUCGCCAUCGUGUAUGUCACCACCGCACCCUGGAGGCUUGGCUACGCCGUGAGUUAUGUCAAUGGCUUUACCAUGAAUAUGAUGAAUAGUGAGAUGGCCUUCGUGGUGGUGCUGGUGGCGGGAGAUAGAAUGGCCGCCGCCAGGAGAAAUACAGCUUUCCUUAGCAUGAAAAAGUACAAAAUGUGGCUGGCAGUGAGUCUAACAUGGGUUGUCUCAGCGCUCUUGGCGUCUCCGCUGCUGUUGGGACACGUGCUCAGUAUGCCUUACAGAAACAGGUACUCGUGUUCGGUGGCUGACCCUCAGGACCAAUAUUACCUGAUCGCCCACCUGGUGCUGGUGGUGGCGGCGCCCACAGUGGCACUCAUGGUGAUGGCCAUCUUAGUUGGGCGCACGUUUCACCGUGAACGAAGAAAACAAAGAAGAGUGAAGAACAGUCAGACGUUGAGCUAUUUUGACCAGAUCCUCAUGACGCCUUACUUUAGGAAUGAGUUUUAUCCCACGCUAGCAGCGGGAGGUGUAGUGUGUGGAUAUUUACUUUUCUGGCUGCCGUUCACCACGCUCACCACCAUCUCUCCUAUGGUGACUGACCACUGGAAAAACGACACUUCUCAGGAAAACACAGACGAUCCGUCCACUCUCUUUGUCCCGUCUCUCCGUGUAAUGACUCAGGCACGAGCCAUGCUGGACCAGGGAAAGCUGCACUCACUCAACAAUACUGAAAGUCAGAUCGGCUCAAACAUGGCGACCAAUCUCACCGUGGAGGACACCCUCAUCUCGGAAGUGGUGAGGAGUCCUGUCUUCGACACAGUCGCCAUCUGGCUUCGCUUCCUAUUUAGCGUGUUGGCCCCGGCAGUGGUGUUCCUCACACUGAAGGAGGUGCGGUUCAAAUGCGAGAACCUUAUCUUCUGCUGCAGACCAAGCUCAGUGGAUGCUGCCUCCCCUAAAACCUCGCGGCCUCUUUAUGCUAACACUCAGCGCUCCCAAGGAGGCAAAGAUACCGCAAAGUCAAAUAAGAAGAACAAAAACAGCAACAAAGACACCAUCAACUUCAAAACUCCAAUUCUAUUCUCCACCUCAGAUGGCUUGCACAUCCGCACAGUGGAAGAGACUUUCCAGGAAGUAGUGAACAAACCACUCGGGGCUUUCCCUUGGUCUGCCAACACAGAGCAGGAACCAAAGUUUGUGUACAGUCUUUGUGAUCUUGUUGUGGGAUAUGAAGAUCUGACUGACUUUGAUGGCCAAUUCCAUAUCGAUGACAACUACGACUAUGACAGAGAUCCCGAGGCUGCAGGCUUAGGAGAGGAGAACUCUGUGGUUGUUGGAGCACAUCGUGCCGCUAUGGGCCAAAAGCCACUGCCGCGACCUCCGGUAGAAGAAGAAGAGAUUCCUGAAGAACAGGGAUCUUUAAAAGUUGAUUAUCGGCCUCCGACACCUCCACGAGUACAGGUUGUAGGUAAUGAUCCCGCUGUCAUUGUUGGUGAGACUUUAGAAAACAAUGGAAGGAAUGGGAAAGGGAGGAAGGUUGUCAGAUUUGCCCAAGUGAUUAGCCAGGAGAUUCCUCGCCCUUCCUCCUCUCAAAGCAAUGCUCUUAAUUCAUCGGCCAACAGUUCACGCUCUAGCGACUCUGGUAUAAUCGCAGAUUCAGAGACAGAGGCUUCUAAUGGCCCUCAGCGCUUGAAGCCGAGGAGAAUACUGCCAGAGGCUAGGAGUCUUCCAAAGACAAAAGUUUCUCGGAAGCCUCCGGCAGCUCCCAAAAAAACCCGGAAACCUGGCCCAGCUGGAGGAGGAGCAGGGCGAGGCAGCCGGCGCCCUAUGGUCAGCACUAGAGUGAAGGGCAUCAAGAGUCGCCACUUACAAGCGCAGGCCCGAUCGCCCUCUGUUCCUCGCAGGUUCUCUAAGCCUAGCGAUGUGCCAAGGAGGUAAUGCACAGAAAGGUGAGGCAAAGUGAGACAGAAAUCAACCUUAUCACAUGAAGAACUUCUCUCCUUGCAUCUCAGCAAGUGCCUCCACACACCGAGCCAGGAUUACCGCUCUUGUUGACGAUUGCAUGAGAAACACUGCACGUGGAGACUUGGCACCGCAGGACAGUAAAAUGUUAUUCAAAAUGCCGACAAAUCGUUGUGUAUGAGAGAGAGAGAGAGAGAGAGAGAGAGAGAGAGAGAGAGAGAGAGAGAGACAAUGAUAUUGAACUAAGUUAAGUGUGAUCCUUAAACUUAACAUAAUUAUGAACCACAGCUCACUCGUAGUUCAUAAAUGUUAUCUUCUACAUGAUAAAUUUUUAUUAAUAUCUCAUUUUAGCAUCACACACACACACACACACACACACACACACACACACACACACACACCUUGUUUUUAUAUGAAUAUUGUUAAAUUUGCAAACUAUUUCUUUUCCCCUCGCUCCCAAUCCUAAGUACCAUGUAAUGAAGGCGUGCCUCACUUAACUUAUUGUCCGGUUGUUACAGUUCAAGCCAACAUAAUAUUCACCUCCCAGUACUACACUGAAUCAUUAACUGCAAACUGGUUUCUUUCUAGGUGUCUUUUGGUAUGCUCAUAUUGUUAAUAUAUCUACUUCUACUGUUUGUUCAGUGCUUACCAAAUGUUAUUUGCAGUUUUGUCUUCAGAUUGGUUAACCGUUCCUCAAUUUGAUAUUAGCAUUUAAAAGUCAACCAUAAAUAAAACAGACUUUUCUAAGUCACUACUACUAACCAAAGAUGAAUAAAGUUUUGUAAAGCCUUUACUCCAGUUUCACCAUUCAUGCAGAUUGAAGGACUUCUUGUCAUAACAACACCCAUGAGAAGCCACACACAUGUAGUGCCAAUAUAAUUUUCUUCAUCCAUGACAAAUAACUGAGCAAUGCAUCAGUAUUCUGGUACAUCUUUCACUGGUGUAUGUAUAGCAGCACCACUCUGGAGUGGUCUAUGAUAACAGAUUACUUUUCAGUGUCUGCCUGGUAGGUCUAAUCCACUGUGAUUUAUCAUUCGAUCCUUUUUCUAUCAUUGUCAAGGAUAAACUAUAUGUAAGCACAAUAUAUUUUUAUGAAAAAUAUCUUUGGGUAAAAAUCUCGCUCAUCUUUGUGUAAUAAUACUGCUUACCCGACCACACUUCAUCACCAAAUCCAACAAUCACACAACAUUACAUGCAAUAUUGUGAUUGUGGAAUACGUCAAUUUCAACUAGUGCAGGGAGAUAAAAUUUCUUCCAUUUUCUAGUUAAUUACUGCAUCAAGUUGAUUUAUUAAAAUUCUACCCGUUCUAUUUCUUAAAAUUCAUUGCGAUCGUUCUUGAUUACUGGAAAUACAAUGACUGUGAUAAUCCUAGCGAUACCAAACAGUACUGAAUCGUAAAAGUCCUUGAUAAGUUUACUUCUCUUUUUUUGACUCUGUCUGUAUGCGGUCACUUUAUUAUUAGAUCCGCCAUUAAUGUUCUCUCUGUCCAGAAUGUCGAUGGUAAUAUUCUUGCUCACACCUUUCGUCAUUGCUGUUUUUUUUUUUUUUUUUUUUGUCCAUCUCCUCUUACUGCUUUUGUUGUUACAUUUAGGAUUAAUAUUUAUUGAUAUCUAGUAAUAUAUUUCCGUGUAUAUCCUGCAUAUAUGCUCACAGUCAACUCAGGAGCAGGACAACACAGGGUUAAUUCAAUCGAAACUGGAAAGACGCUGCAGUUUGUAAUAUAUAGACGGGAAGAAAUUAAAGAAGCUGUCUCAGACUCUCAGUGGCCACCCCGUCAGAGAGAGAGAGAGAGAGAGAGAGAGAGAGAGAGAGAGAGAGAGAGAGAUUUUCAGUGAAUGUGUGUACAUAA